Rhineura floridana is the source of this 3247-nucleotide messenger RNA. RefSeq names its product mitotic arrest deficient 1 like 1 (gene MAD1L1). Gene Ontology annotation, cellular component: kinetochore; mitotic spindle; nuclear envelope. NCBI's taxonomy places the organism in Eukaryota, Metazoa, Chordata, Lepidosauria, Squamata, Rhineuridae. The record is from RefSeq and is a predicted model, not a curated record. Bases 184 to 2355 code for a protein of 723 amino acids. Gene Ontology annotation, biological process: attachment of mitotic spindle microtubules to kinetochore; regulation of transcription by RNA polymerase II; mitotic spindle assembly checkpoint signaling. The transcript has 18 exons.
UUCAUGCUCUACGCACUACGGCAGAGGAGGAGGAGGAGGAAUCAAGGAGAGGGGCGAGUGAGCGGGCUGAUCUCGCGGGAGCUGGGCGAGGAGCUCUCGUGAGACGUCGGCGCCUGCCCGGAGGAGGGAGAUCCAAGCAGGGGACAGAAGCGAAGCGCUGGCGACGCGGACGGGCGCGCGGACAUGGCUGGCUGGGGCGGAGGUCAGGUGAACAUGGAGGAUGCGGAAGGAAAUACGAUGGUCUUCUCUGUUCUGAAAUCAUUCAACAACUUCUUGUCACAGUCUGUGGAGGAAACGUCUGAACCGGCCACAACACAAGUGCCUCAAGGGUCUCUGCAGUUGCAGUAUGAACAGAUGAUGAAGUUUGAAGAUCAGGCUGGGCAAAUCCGUUCUGGGACGCGGCUCUUGCAAGUGGAACGGGAGAAAAUGCAAAUGGAACUGAGUCACAAAAGGGCUCGAAUUGAGCUUGAGAAGGAGGCUAAUGCAAAUGCAAGAAAUUUUGAGCGGGAGGCUGACCAUAACAAAGAGCUCCUCAAGCGCAUCAAGCAGUGUCAGGAAAGAGAAACUGAGGCAGAAGAAAAGCUUAAAGAACAAAUUGAGAUUAACAGAUCCUGUCAGAAGAACACAGAGUCUCUGAAUAAGAAGUUGCAGGAGAAGGAGAAUAAACUGGCUGAAGCUGAUGAAACAAUUAGUGUGUUGAAGGGAAAGAUAUCUGAAUUGCAGUGGAACUUAAUGAAUCAGGAAAUGCAAAUGAAGAGCCAUGAAUCGCAGAAGCAGGAGCUGACUGAACAUUUGGAUACACUAUACAAAAAAUGGAGAGAGGCCAGUCAGCAAAUUCAGGUGCUACAAACAAAGGAAGCCCUGAUGGCUGCGAAGGAGCAGAAGGUUCAGGAUCUUGAGCAAAAGCUUUCUCUUCAAGAACAAGAUGCUAUAAUUGUGAAGAACAUGAAGACAGAGUUGGCGCUAUUUCCCAAAAUGGAACGGGAGCUGCAGCAGCUCAGGGAGGAGAAUGCCUACCUUAGGGAAAUGAAAGAAAACAACGGAUUGCUCAAAGAGGAGGUGGAGGGUCUCCAGAGGAAACUAGAGCGCUGUGAGAAGCUCCAGGCAGAACUGGUGGCUUUGGAAUUGGAGAAGGAGAGACUUCAGGAGAAGCUGACUACUUGGGAAAAACUGGACCAGAGGAUGGGCCUAGAUAUCAGGAGCCCUGAUGAUCUCUCCAGGCACAUCAUUGCCCUGCAGCAACGGGAGCUUGUUCUGAAAGAACAGAAUUCCGCCAUAUCAAGCAGUGCUAGGCUAUUAGAGAAGGCACGGAAGCAACUGCAAGAAGAGUUGCUGAAGAUCCAGAGCCAGCUACUGGAGGAGAAGAAAAAACGUGAGCAGCAUGAAGCCAUGGUCAGGUGCCUGCAAAAACGAGUGCAGCUGCUCAUAAAGGCACGUGAUGGAAUGAGAGCCAUUCUGGAUUCCUAUGACAGCGAGCUGAACCCAUCAGAGCAUUCUCCUCAGCUGAACUUUCGUGUGCGGGAGGCUGAGGACAUGGUGCAGAAAAUACAAGAACACUGUACUGAAAUGGAGGCUCAGUUGUCUCAGACUUUGGAAGAAGCAGGGAAUCAGAAGCAAAGAGCAGACAUGAUGGAGGCAGAGCUAGAGGUACUGAAGAGCCAGGCGCCCGCAACUGAUCCGAGCAUCUUCAUCGCUAGAGAGGAAGUGAAUUCACUGAGAUUAAAGAUUGAAGAACUGGAGACUGAACGAAGCCAGUUAAAAGAGGAGAACAGAACUCUGGAGAUGAGGAUGGAACAUGCCACUCUUCAGGGCUAUCAUGAUCCCAGUAAAACUAAAGUGCUCCACUUCAGCAUGAACCCGGCAAGCCUGGCCAAGCAGCAGCACCUUGAGGAGCAGGCACGUCUGCGGGAGGAAUGCGAGCGCUUGAGAGAGUUGGUCAGAGUGCUGGAAGGAGGAGAAAAACCUGAGGGGGCUGUAAGUCUGCAGUCACCCCAAGACAUUGCAGAACUAAAGAAACAAGUGGAGAGUGCUGAACUGAAAAACCAGCGCUUAAAAGAAGUUUUCCGGACAAAGAUCCAGGAGUUUCGCAAAGUGUGCUACAAGCUGACUGGCUACCAGAUUGACAUGACUACUGAGAACCAGUACCGACUCACCUCAGUCUAUGCUGAGCACAGGGAAGACUGCUUAAUCUUUAAGGCCUCCAGAUCCUCCAGUGCAAAGAUGCAGCUAUUGGAAACGGAGUUUUCACGGACGAUCCGUGAACUGAUUGAUCUCCAUCUGCUGCAACAGGACAGCAUUCCAGCCUUCCUCAGCGCCAUCACCCUCGACCUCUUCAGUCGUCAGACCGUGGCUUAGUUCUGCUUCAGCCGCUCUCUUCGUCGUCUUCGUCUUCGUUCGUCUUCGUUCGUCUUCUUCAGCCUUUUGCACCAUCUGCAGGUGGAUAUGACUAGCAGGGUCUCUGCCAAUCUUCUAGGAGCUCCCGAUGAAUGGGCCAUUUCUCACUUAAGUUGCAGUUUAAGAUUCCAGCUUCUGAAGCAGGAACUUCCUAAAAGCCUUCUGUGGUUUCUCAAAGAAGUAGCCAAAGAGAUCCCUCCUCCCUGCCCCACAAGCUUAAAUUGUUUUAUUUGUCCCUAUAUAUUGGAUAUUUGUGGCCAACACUAGUUAGGCAAUAGGGGGCAUCUGCUACUUCUCUCUGGAAAAGGGAGUCAGGUGAGGGAGAGUUCCUGCUGCCUGUUAAAGACAACCAAAAGAAAAAUGACUUUCUGGCCAUCCUGGUUAUCUAAAAAGAGUCCUGGACUGUUCCCAGAGCAUAUCCCAUUAAAAAAUAUCUGAGAGAAAGUAGGGAGUCAAGUGACCCUUUGGGUUCCAUCCCAGAGAUUCAUGGUGAACCCAGCCCCUGGCAACAGUAAUGAUUUUCUAGUUCCAGCCUAACUUGUCAGCGGGAAAAGGCCAAGCACAAAUCGAUUUUUGUAUCUAAAUCCCCCACCUUGUACUGCUCUGAUGCCACUUGAGUAUUUUCUCUUCAGACUGUAUCUGAAAUCCCAGGAUUGGGGAUGCUUGUGCCAAUUUUGCUCCGUAGGUGGACUGUAGCCAGAGAUUGGGAUUGGCACCUUCCCCCUGUGCCCGAUGGGGCCUUCUCACCGUCUGUUAAUUACUCAUCCUACCUUCAGCUUUGAGGGGGCCAAGGCAAGAUGUGUUUUUAAGGCAGCGUCAAGCCAGGGGUUUGGCAAAUAAAGUGUUGCUUGUG